GAGGAGGAGGAGGAGGAGGAAGAGGAAGAGGAGGAAGAGGAGGGGUAUUUCGGUGCGGCGAGAAGCAGGUGGCGCUCAGUGCCGCGCUGGGAAGCGGCCAGCUCGGGAGCGGCACCGGCCCGGCCAACGCGCACCGCACAGCGCAGCACCGCGCAGCACCGCACCAUGGGCUCCGCGGCGCUGCCGCCGCUCUUUCUGGCUCUGGGCAUUCUUCAUAACUGCUGUGAAGCCUACAAUGUUGGGCUCCUAGAAGCAAAAAUAUUUUCUGGUCCAUCAACAGAGCAGUUUGGAUAUGCAGUUCAACAGUUUGUAAAUGAUCAAGGCAAAUGGUUAUUGGUUGGUUCACCCUGGAGUGGCUAUCCAGCUAACAGAACUGGAGACAUCUAUGCAUGUCCUGUUGGUAUCCCCAAAACCACAUGUAACAAACUGAAUUUAGAAGCUUUAAUAAAUAUUCCAAAUGUGACUGAGAUAAAGGAAGACAUGAACCUUGGCUUGACUCUGAUCCAGAACUCAAAAACAGGAGGAUUUUUGACUUGUGGUCCCUUGUGGGCACAGCAGUGUGGAAGGCAAUACUAUGCUACAGGAGUGUGUUCUGAAAUCAGUCCAAGUUUCCAGAUCCUAAGAAGCUUUUCUCCUGCUGUUCAAAAGUGUUCUUCUGUCAUAGAUAUUGUGGUGGUUUGUGAUGAGUCAAACAGUAUUUAUCCCUGGGAUGCUGUGCGGGCAUUUUUGAAGAAAUUUGUACAAGGCUUAGAUAUAGGCCUUAACAAAACCCAGGUGGGUUUGAUUCAGUACGCUAAUGAUCCCCGGGUGGUGUUCAACUUGAAUACAUAUCAAACAAAGGAUGAGGUUGUUAAAGCAAUGGAGGGAACAUAUCAGAAGGGAGGAGAUCUGACUAAUACUUUCAAAGCCAUUGACAAUGCGAGACAGUAUGCCUUCUCACCUGAAUCAGGAGGACGCCCUACAGCUACGAAAGUAAUGGUUGUUGUGACGGAUGGUGAAUCACAUGAUGGCUCCAAUUUGAAAACUGUGAUAGGUAAAUGUAAUGAAGACAAUAUAACCAGAUUUGGCAUUGCUGUUUUGGGAUACUUAAUCAGACAUGAACUUGAUACUAAAAACUUAAUUAAAGAAAUCAAAGGAAUUGCUAGCCAUCCAACAGAUAAGUAUUUCUUUAAUGUAUCGUCUGAGGCUGCACUACUGGAAGAAGCAGGAACACUUGGAGAGCGCAUUUUUAGCAUAGAAGGUACAGAUCAAGGUGAUACAUUCCAAAUGGAAAUGUCACAGGUGGGCUUCAGUGCAUAUUACUCAAAAAAAAAGGAUGUUCUGCUGCUGGGUGCUGUUGGGGCUUAUGACUGGAGUGGAACAGUGGUUCAGGAGUCUUCAAACAGAGUGACCACCUUUCCAAGCAAUGUGUUUGAGAAAAUUCUGCAGGACAGAAAUCAUAGUUCAUAUCUAGGUUAUUCUGUUGCUGUUCUCUCAACUCAGAGCUCUGUCUAUUUUGUUGCUGGUGCACCCAGAUCCAACUAUACUGGCAGAGUAGUGGUUUAUGAUGUUGACAGACAUGGUAAUAUCGCAAUUGUGCAGUCCCAGAGAGGUGAACAGAUUGGUUCCUACUUUGGCAGUGUGGUGUGUUCAGUGGAUGUUAACAAGGAUUCUGUGACAGAUGUACUACUUGUAGGUGCACCAAUGUUUAUGAAUGACCUUAAGAAAGAGGAAGGGAGAGUAUACAUGUUUUCCAUCACAAAGGGAAUUUUGGAUCAACAGGAACUCUUAGAAGGUCCACAAGGGUCAGAAAAUGCUCGCUUUGGAUCAGCAAUCACAGCACUUGCAGACAUUGAUUUAGAUGGCUUUAAUGAUGUUGUAAUAGGUGCACCACUGGAAAACCAAAACUCUGGAGCAAUUUAUAUUUACAACGGGUUUCAAAAGAGUAUACAUACCAAAUAUUCUCAGAAAAUUUUAGGAUCGGAUCCUGCUUUUGGAAAACAGCUCCAAUUCUUUGGAAGAUCAGUAGAUGGCCAUAGAGACUUAAAUGACGAUGACAUUACUGAUGUAUCAGUUGGUGCUGAUGGAAAAGUGCUUCUGCUUUGGUCACAAAGCAUUGCAAAUGUGUCUAUAAUUGCCUCAUUUAAACCUGAGAAAAUCAGUCUGCUGAACAAGAACACAGAAAUAACUGUCAAAAUAUGUUUUCAGGCUACAUUUAGACCUGCUAACAGAAAUAACCAAGUGGCUAUAAAGUAUAAUGCAACACUGGAUGCAGAUCUCCAGUCCUCUAGAGUGACUUCCAGGGGAUUGUUCAAAGAAAAUAAUGAAAGGUACAUGCAGAGGGAUCUUGUGGUACGUCAUGAAGAGAAUUGUGUUCAUGACAUCUUCAACGUACAGGAACCUUCUGAUGCAGUGAAUUCCCUUAGUUUGCGUGUUGACAUUGGCCUUACAAAUCCUGGCUCCAGCCCUGUCCUCGAUAUAUAUUCUCCAACAUCUGUGUCCUACAGUAUUCCUUUUAUUAAAGACUGUGGUGAAGAUGAACUUUGUAUCUGUGAUCUUGUUCUGAAAGUCCAGCAGAAGGGAGAUCACAGCAAACAGCAGUUCAUUGUCAGCAGCAAAAACAAAAGACUAACAUUCAAUGUGAACUUGAGAAAUAAAAGAGAAAAUGCAUAUAAUACCAGAAUCCAGGCUACAUUUUCAGACAACUUGUUUUUUGCUUCUUCGUCUUUACCGAGCGAUGGGACUGAAGUCUCAUGUCAGACAGGAACAACACAAACUACAGUCAUUUGCCAAAUAAGCUAUCCAGUUUUCCGAACAGGACAACAGGUAUCUUUUGAUAUUAGUUUUGAUUUUAACCUGAAAAAUCUUCAGAAUAUGGCAGUUCUAAGUUUUCAUGCCUUGAGUGAAAGUAAUGAAGAGCAAGAACAGGACAACCAGAUCAGCUUAUCAAUUCCUUUGCGGUAUGAUGCAGAAAUUCACUUCACAAGGCUUGCCAACAUCAACUUCUAUGAAGUGUACUCUGGUCGUAACAUUCCUUCCCCUGUGAAUAGUUUUGAAGAUAUUGGCCCCACAUUCAACUUCUCAGUUAAGAUAACAACAGGGGGAAUUCCAGUGAAGAUGGCAACUGUGAAAAUCCUUCUUCCAGAGCUGACCAACAAAGACAACCCACUGAUGUACCUAACUGCAGUUGACACAGAUCAGACCAGGGGUGUUACUUGUCAAGCUCAGAUAAAUCCACUGCAAAUAGGAAAAAGACCUUACUCUGCAUCCUUCAAGAAAGAGAACUUCAGAGCUUUGAAAGAAAUGAACUGUAAAAAUGCAAAGUGCAGUACCAUCACAUGCAAACUGGAAGACCUCGUGCUGAAAGGAGAGUAUUUUGUGAAUGUCUCCACCCGGAUCUGGAAUGGUACUUUUGCUGCUUCAACUUUCCAGGCAUUGCAACUCUCUGCAGAGGCAGAAAUCAAUACACACAACGCUGAUUUAUUUAUAAUUGGAGAGAAUACCCUAACUAUCCCAGUUACAAUUAUGAAGCCAGAUGAGAAAGCUGAGAUACCCAUUGGUGUUGUGAUUGGCAGUAUAUUGGCUGGACUCCUCUUGCUGUUAAUACUGGUUGCUGUUUUAUGGAAACUUGGCUUCUUCAAGAGACAGUAUGAAAAAAUGACACAGGAUAUAGAAGAUAUCGAUGAAAUUACAGAACUCACAAAGGACAAAGACUGAAGAUGAAGAGUUACCUGUAUAAAGAGAGGAGAUCUGAGCCACCAACCGAAGUUGUGAUACAAUCAGUUCUUCAGCUAGAGUGCCUUAAAGCUUAAUAACAUUUAAACAUUUUUAAUUAAAGUGUCUUUUUUAUAGAUGAAAAUAUUUUACAGAUUCUACUCUAUUAUGAGAGUAACUGCAGGACAGUUUGUUUGUUUUUUCAAAAAAUGGUUUAUAGUGCCUUUUCUUGUAUAUUUUUGCUUUUCAAACAAACUUAGCCUUUAGAACUGGCAGGUCCGGAGUUUACAGUAACAUUUUGUGCCAGCAACACUUCUGAUCCACUGCAGAGUGAAACAGAGCAAUUUAUUUCAGAUUAUUGUGGAACAGCAUCAGUUCGUAAUUCAGUUGACAAAUACCAUAUGUGUAAAGGACACUUUCUAUUAAGUUGAUGAUGAAUGUGUGGUGAAUACCACUUCCAGAUUGGGAGAAGAAAACUCAUUUCUUCAUUGACUAGCUCCAUCCUUAUUGUUUUAGAGAAAUGAUUUGCACCAGCAAACCUUUGUCUUAACUAUUCUAUGAAGUGGGAACUGUGUAUGAAGAUGUCUGUGUGUGCUAUAGGACAAAUGGACAGGCAUACUGUUCCAAAAUACCACCAAAUUCCUUGCACUAUGGUCACAAAAUACUGAAGUAUACUGUGGGUUUUUUGUUUGUUUUGUUUUGAAAAUAUUGCCAAAUGAUACAUAUAACUGCAUUCUGCAUACUGUCUCUGAGAAGAAAAUAUGAAUUUCAUAACCACUUACACCGUGUUCUCUGCCAUGUUAUGACUUUUUUCAAAUUUCAACUAGAGGAGCACUACCAAUACUGUUACACUGGGCUUUACAUGCGCAGUCACUCUGACAUCAGUUUGGCUUUUGACAUAAAUAGGGAAGAGACUCAAGAUCUUGCCUUUAUUUCUGUACUAGAAGAUUUUGCAAGACCAAGAGCAUGAAGUGAAUUAAAGGGGAUAAUGACUGAAGAACUAUGCACAUGUUAGGACAGAAGACAGAGAACACCUAAGCUCUAUAAACUGUGUACUGCACUCUUUUUUUUUAGCAUCUCAGUGCCCUCCAAGAGACCAAAGUUCAGUAUAACCUUCUUACCUGUCAUAUUUUAUUUGGUCCCAUGUCUUCGUGUCUUGAAGAAGCUAACUUAUACUUUAUACAGUAAAGUACUGUAGUGCUCUGGAUGAGCUCUGAGCACAUUUGGUUGACUUUGUGUCAGUUACACACCUCAAACAUGCUGGCCAGUUUUGGUGAAAGCUCGGUCUCACGAAGUCCUACGCUGUAAGACUGGUUAAUAGUCAGGGGAUUUGGCCUUUUGUCUGCCUUUCACUCUUGUGGCUGGCAUUUAAUUAUACAUAUGUUCAGUUGUGAGACAAGAUGCAUGUGCUGUCUUUUUAUGGAUGCUGCCAUGCAAGUAAGAUUGUUUCUGACUCAAGCUGAUUUACUUGAAGAGUAAAACAUUUAAAUGUGUCUAACUGACUCAGAACCCAACAUCACGUUUUAAUUCCCCCAAACCUAGUUUGUCAGUAUGACUAGGCACCUUUCGAGUUAUUUUCUGAGGGACUUUUCAAAAAUUAGAUGUGAGCAUAUUUGAAAGUUUCAUUCAGUCUUUUUUAAUCAGUCAUGGGCCAACCCAUCUCUGGCAAAUAACAGCUUCAUUUGCAGUGACAUCUGCAUUGUGCUCAGUAUAAUUUUGUGUUUUGGGUUUAUUUUGUAUAUAUGAAAGGUUACACAUUUUGAGGUGUGGUUUUUUUGUUUGUUUGUUUUGUUUUGACAUUCUGAAAAAUAAUCUGGAUUCUGAUCUUAACUGUCAAAUAAGAUUGUUGCCAUCCACUGAUUUUGUGAACAAAACAAUUGUUUAACAAGUGAAAAAAAAUGUAGCCAUUAUUUUAUAGAUCUAAAGAAUAAAGUCCUGACCUAUAGUUAUCAACCCUGCAGGCAAAUGCCUUAAAAAUAAAGGUAAAAAAUUGUCUGCCUCAAUUCUUGUAUAAACUUGUGAGAAAGAAACAAAAUCCCACACCUAUAUGUAUGAGAAACUCCUACAUAACUAGGGUCAUUGCAGUCCAGGCCAGAGGGGGAAUUUCACAAUGGAGCAUACUGUAGCAUCUUUCAUUUUUGUUACUGCUUGCACCACAAAUGAUGUAGGCAGUCACUAGACUUCCUUCUUCCACCUUAGGUAGCAAGUAUAGGUGAGCAGCAGACACCUAACUUCUUGGGUAUUUAACAGUUUAUCAGCUGGGCAGCAAUGAUUCAAUUAACUAGUCUACACUGGGUUUUAUUUUGUCCCAGACAACAUGAUCCCCCCCCCAGUCCUGGAAGUAAGACUUUUCCCAAAAUAAAGGGAAGGCAUAGCAAUGCAUAAGGUUUUGUAUCCUAACCACUUCAAAUUACUAGUUUUUCUUUUAUGAUUAAUACUUACAUGUCUAGUUCACAGUUUUUGUAAUGGGUGAGUUUACUGCACUUUUAAGUUGGCACAGCCACAAAUAAUGCUGGAAAUAUUAUGUAUAUUUUGUACUGUUUUUUUUUUUUUUUUUUUUUUUUUUUUUGUUAGUUUUACUUUUUUAAACUGCAUGUUACAGGUGAAAUAAUAUUCUGAAAUGCUGGGCUUCAGCAAACACUUCUAUUUGUGCUUGCAGGAAAAGAAGUCAGGAAUACCUUCAACAAUUUCAAGUUGUAUCUGAUUCUGGUCCUGAAUCUAGCUGCUGACUUCUUGAAGUACUAGAUUCGAGUCUAAACUUAAAGUUAUGUUUAGAUUUGUGAUGUACAAGAGAGUUUUUAAGCAAACUGACUUCUGAAAGCUAGUAUGUAAGCUCUAUGGGAGCAGGGACUGUAUCUCUGUGGUGCCUACCUGAGGGCCUAACAGCGUUACUACAAUAAAAACAAGAAUACUGCUGAA
Messenger RNA from Oxyura jamaicensis (ruddy duck), 6612 nucleotides. RefSeq names its product integrin subunit alpha 2 (gene ITGA2). Gene Ontology annotation, cellular component: external side of plasma membrane; integrin complex. The transcript has 30 exons. The record is from RefSeq and is a predicted model, not a curated record. Gene Ontology annotation, biological process: integrin-mediated signaling pathway; cell-matrix adhesion; cell-cell adhesion. Bases 166 to 3696 code for a protein of 1176 amino acids. Gene Ontology annotation, molecular function: integrin binding. NCBI's taxonomy places the organism in Eukaryota, Metazoa, Chordata, Aves, Anseriformes, Anatidae.